UAAUCCUUUCAAAAGAAAAAAAGCAAGAUAUCAAAGGGGACUAUAAAUAGACAAUUAUAUUUGUGGUGCACAAAUAUAAUUAGUUGUAGGAGUAAUACACCCAUAAAAUGGAAGGUACUCGUAGUUGGUAUACCCAAGCAAAGCCAUUUUUAGCGGUCAUAUUUCUUCAAUUUGGGCUAGCAGGAAUGGAUAUUCUUUCAAAACUUGCUCUCACAAAUGGAAUGAGUAACUAUGUUCUUGUUGUGUACCGUCAUGCAGUUGCUACUAUCGUCAUAGCUCCCUUUGCUCUUCUUCUUGACAAGAAAGUGAGGCCUAAGAUGACUGUAUCAAUUUUUAUCAAGUUGUUACUUCUAAGUUUACUUGAGCCUGUUAUUGAUCAAAACCUUUAUUAUUUGGGAAUGAAGUACACGUCAGCAACUUUUGCUGCCACUAUGGUCAACAUUCUUCCAGCAAUAACAUUUGUAAUGGCAUGGAUUCUAAGGCUAGAAAAGAUGAAGUGUAGAAGCAUAAGAAGUCAAGCAAAAAUAAUAGGAACAGUGGCCACGGUGGGUGGUGCAAUGAUGAUGACAUUGUUAAAAGGACCUGCCCUAACAUUUAUGUCCAAACAUGGAGUUUCUGAUCAUCAUGGUGCUAAACAACUUGAUGUUAGUGUCCAUGAUGCCAUUAAAGGUUCCAUUAUGAUCACUAUUGGUUGCUUUAGCUGGGCUGCUUUUGUCAUUCUUCAGGCAAUAACUCUGAAGUCAUACCCUGUAGAGUUGUCGCUUACAGCAUGGAUAUGUUUAUUAGGAACACUUGAGGGUACUGCAGUGGCCAUUGUUAUGGAGAAGGGAAGAUCAUCUGUUUGGGCUCUUGGAUGGGACACCAAUUUAUUAACUGCUGUCUACAGUGGAGUGUUUUGUUCAGGGUUGUUGUAUUUCAUUCAAGGGGUUGUUAUGAAAGAAAGAGGGCCAGUGUUUGUGACUGCAUUUAAUCCCUUAUGCAUGGUCAUUGUUGCUGCUUUGAGCACCUUUUUCAUGGCCGAAAAGAUGUAUCUCGGAAGGGUAUUUGGUGCAAUUGUGAUUGUCGUAGGAUUGUACAUGGUUAUUUGGGGAAAAGGCAAAGAUUAUUACACAAAUACACCAUUGGAUGAAGAAAAUGCAGCAUCCACACAAUUACAAUGUCAGCAUCAUCUAGAAAUAGAGAAGAAUAAAUCUAAUUUUCAAAAUAUCCACAUUAAUCAUAAUCAUAAUUAUGAUCAUAAUCAUAAUAAUAAUGAUGUAUAGCAAAUUAUUGAUGGUGUAAGAUAAUUGUUAAUGAUUUUGGUAAUUGCUGAUUAACAGGCAAAAUUAACCAAUCAAUUUUCAUUUUUCUAAUGGGAACUUUAAAAUUUUCA
Molecule: messenger RNA, 1372 nt
Organism: Amaranthus tricolor (Joseph's coat)
Lineage: Eukaryota; Viridiplantae; Streptophyta; Magnoliopsida; Caryophyllales; Amaranthaceae
Product: WAT1-related protein At2g37460-like
Exons: 7
Coding region: 108-1262 (384 amino acids)
Cellular component (GO): plasma membrane
Molecular function (GO): transmembrane transporter activity
Source: RefSeq, a predicted model, not a curated record